Coccidioides immitis RS is the source of this 1046-nucleotide messenger RNA. RefSeq lists its product as uncharacterized. Lineage: Eukaryota; Fungi; Ascomycota; Eurotiomycetes; Onygenales; Onygenaceae. The coding region runs from base 696 to 1046 and encodes 116 amino acids. The transcript has 4 exons. The record is from RefSeq and is a predicted model, not a curated record.
GAGAGUUGUGUCCAGAGCGCGACACCUUGCUCUCCUCUCGCUCGCGAGGCUGGGACUUGCGGCGAGUGGAAAUGGUGAUUGGGCUUCCGUCGUCGGGGAGGGAGUAGGAUGUUUUGUCAGUGCGGCGGGAUAUAUCAGUGGCGAUGUCGGUGCCGGUGCCGGUGCCUGUGCCGCUGCCACCGGUUGUGUCGAGGAAAGUAGAAUCUGUGGGUGCUGGGAGAAUCGGUUUGCGGGUGUCAACACCCAUCUUGAUCAAGGACCCUUAUCCGGCCAAUAUCAUACUCAAGAAAAAAUUGACACAAAAAAAAAAAGUGGACGCAAAGGGAGGAUGGAAGGAAGGGAGAGAUAGCCAGGCGGAGGGCGGUCUUCGCGAGGUAUGUAUAUGUUAUAUAUGUAUAUGGAUACUUCGUGGAAUUGGAAAAGCGAAAGAACUUGCAGGAUUCGACUUGUGAAGAGGCUAAGAGUGCUGGCUUGUUGGAGACAUCUGGUUCUGUGACACAGCGACUAUUACCUGCUGAGAAAUGUUCCGGAAACCAUGCGAUGAUGUCGCCUGCGGCUGGGUGUUGUUGUUGUUGUUUGAGAGGCCUUGAGGAACGCAGUCAGCCAACCUUCUAUUCACAUGAGAGAAAAACCGAUUUUUUUUCUAUUUCUAAGGUAUCUGCUUGAAGCUUGGAUUAGGUUGCGAGGGAGAGACAAUGCUCACAAUCUGGUUUGUUGAUGUUGCUAGCUUCACCAGUUGGGAGGUGGUCGGUCGAGAUGAUAUCGCUGGGCAGCCAAGCAGCAGGAGAUGGCAGCAGUGCCAUUCAGAGAGGCUCGAGGGCCAGGCCGUGGUUGCAGCGGGCGGCGCUGGUGGUGGUGGUCGGUGGUGGGGACAAGCAGGUGAGGUGAUACAGCAAAAGGAAAAAAUUCCGAUCUGGUGGCUGGAGAAACGACGGGAAGAGGAGGACGAGCAGCGUGAACAGCGAGCGAAUUUGGGGUUGAGCGAAUACGGGGCGCGCGAGAGGUUGAGGGUGAGAGAAAAGCACCGACCGAGAGAGCAGGGCUGA